Actinia tenebrosa (Australian red waratah sea anemone) is the source of this 2768-nucleotide messenger RNA. Its product is annotated as dnaJ homolog subfamily A member 2. Lineage: Eukaryota; Metazoa; Cnidaria; Anthozoa; Actiniaria; Actiniidae. Gene Ontology annotation, biological process: protein folding; response to heat. The record is from RefSeq and is a predicted model, not a curated record. Gene Ontology annotation, molecular function: Hsp70 protein binding; ATP binding.
GGACCGGUUUGAGUGAAAGUCCAAGUUGCUCAAUAUGGCGGACACGAGGUUGUAUGAAUUACUAGGAGUCACUCAAAAUGCUUCUGACGCUGAGAUAAAAAAGGCUUACAGGAAGCGAGCCAAAGAACUUCAUCCAGAUAAGAACCCUGAAACCGGCGAACUGUUUAAAGAAAUUAGCUUUGCCUAUGACGUGCUUUCAAACCCUGAGAAACGAGAUCUUUAUGACAAAUAUGGCGAGAAAGGUCUACGGGAAGGAACAGGCGGAGCGGCAGGAUUUGACGAUCUUCUCUCACACAUCUUUGGUGGUGGAAUGGGUGGUGGAUUAUUUGGUGGAUUUGGAGGAGGUCGACAUAGAAGAAGAAGAGGCGAUGACAUGUUUCACCCUCUAAAAGUUACGCUGGAAGACUUGUACAAUGGAAAAACUACUAAACUACAGCUCAGUAAGAAUAUCAUCUGUCCUACAUGCAAUGGUGUGGGAGGAAAAAGUGGAGCCAUGCGAACAUGCAGUGGAUGUAAAGGAAGAGGUGUUAAGGUUACCAUUCGACAGAUUGGGCCAGGGAUGGUCCAACAAAUGCAGUCGUCUUGUAAUGAUUGUUAUGGAGAGGGUGAAGUUAUCAAUCCCAAAGACAGAUGCAAAAAAUGUGAAGGGAAAAAAGUUAUCAAAGAGAAGAAAAUACUCGAGGUAAAUGUCGAAAAAGGCAUGAGUGACAACCAGAAAAUCGCCUUCCGUGGUGAAGGAGACCAAGAGCCUAAUGUAGAACCAGGAGAUAUCAUUCUUAUUUUACAACAAAAAGAUCACGAUGUGUUCACUAGACAAGGCAUGGAUCUAUUCAUGACCAAAGAGAUUGGACUUGUUGAAGCCCUGUGUGGAUUCCAGAUGGUGAUCAAACACUUGGAUGGCAGAGAUCUUGUCUUGCACUAUCCAGCAGGAAAUAUUAUUGAACCAGACUGCAUAAGAGGUGUGGUUGGAGAAGGAAUGCCUUUACAAAGAAAUCCGUGCGAAAAAGGAAACCUUUAUGUAAAAUUCAAAGUCGAGUUUCCCGAAAAUAACUUCAUCGGCCCAGAAAAUAUUCCAAAACUCGAAGCCUUGCUUCCAGCAAGACCAAAACCACCUCAAGUCGGCAAAGAUGCCGAAGAAGUUGACCUAGUAGAAGUGGAUCCGUCAUAUGAUAAAGAAAGACGGCAUAGAGAAGCCUACGAGGAAGACAGUGACGACGAAUCCGGCGGAGGACCUUCACAUGUACAGUGUGCACACCAAUAAUUUAUUGACGACUUAAUCUUCUUCUUACAAGGAAUUUGGUAUCAAUUGAUGGUUUUCAACCAUUCCCAAGAGAAUUAAAUAACAAAAGACACGGCGGCCAUGUUGGAGGAUAUAACAAAGAAUUCUUUAACAAUUCUUUUAAGUUCCUCCAACAUGGCCGCCGUGAAAACCAUCAAUUAUAAUAUCAGAAGGACCUAUGUUUUUCUUAGUUUAAUGGUGUUUACAUUUGAGCUGCCGAAAUAAGAUAUAAAGUCUAGAGUGGUUAUACUUGUAAUGAAAUAUGUAAUAGACUCAAAUUGAAAACAAACAAUGGAUAUAACAUUUACUGUCAUUAGUCUACAACAAUGAUUUUAGAACGAGUAUAGAGGCUUUACACCAUCAUGUGCUCAUGACCAUAAUAAAGCUUGGGCUGCCUGUGGUUAGAUGUCCUUUAGCUCUUGGGAAUUAAAUAGGACGUUUGCAUGAUGGCGUCAUUUGACUACCAUAAUGCUUCGCGAAUUUUCUUUCUUAUACAAGUUUGUAUUCCCUCAUGAGAAUAGUAAGGCAAUUGGUGCUAAUUAACUGAACAAAAGAAAGUGUGCAAGGGAGUCUGGUAGUAGAGGUCAAUGAUGCCAUCAUGCAAACGUCCUAUCCUUUCUCAUGUAAAACGAUUGUAUUGUUCCUGGCAUCUAACAUGGUUUCCGUCUCACGUCAUGAUGCAAAACCUCAGAGUGAUUUUACUUGACCCGUGAAAAGUUAGUCAGCAUAGCACAGCAGUAGACACUAACUCCAUUGUUUUCUUCUGUUUUACUUUGACUAUUACUCGCCAAUUAUACAACUUUGUCUCACGGGCCAAGUAAAAGUACUCCAACUAUUUCAUGGGUUUAAGUAAAACCGCUUUAGUCAUUGAGUAAUAGUCAAUUGAAAAGGAAAGCAGGUGUCUUGACAUCUACUGUGAGUUAAAUGGAGCAAUUUAGUUUUGUAGUGAUUUUAAGCAUUUAACCGAAUUAAACUAUAGAAUGAUGUUCCUACGACCGUGAAAUAGUUUUUGGGUAGCUAGUACAUAAUAAUCAAAUAGCCAUGAGUGAAAAACGUAUCCGCAUGAAAGGCAUGCAUGCGCAAACGUUUUAUCUAUACUGUCAGUCAAAUAGGCGCAAAGAAAAAUAGAAAUAAGAUCUAGAGUGAUUAUUUGGCCUGUGAAACAGCCUUGUAAUUACAGUGCAACUACACCAACCUAAGCCAUCCAGACAAAUUUCCAUACAAAUUAGUCAAUCACGAUGGUGUAUUAAAACAUGGUUAAUCUAGUCACGCCGUAAUUAUAGUUACUAGCAGUCGAAGUAAAACAGAAGAAAACAAUGGAAUUAGUGACUACUACUAUGUAUUAUGCUUGACUAUUCUUUCACGGGCCAAGUAAAAUCACUCAAUACUCUACUAGUAUACUAGCUAUUUCGUCUGAAGAAAAUCCCUUUAAAUUAAGGAAAACAAAUGUGUAAUAGUCCACAGAAGAAAACAAAGGAAUGAGGGCCUA